AUGUAUCGACACCAGCCAGCAUUUCGGAUAGCCUGGUGUAAACGGCCCCUGGUGCAGGCCGAUCGCCGUUUUUUGUCGUCUCAGAAGACGGCGUCCACCGAUGCACCCCAAGCAUUCCAAUCGCUGCCCCCCGACUGGGAAGAUGAAGCUCCCUCGUUGUCGGACUUUACAGAGCUGCCCAAGGACUUUGGGAAGAACCAGCUGAUGAAAACGAAUGAGGAUUUCAAGCGGGCAUUGCGGGCCAUUCUCCGGAGAUUCCCCCCUGUCACGUAUGCGUUUGCCUACGGCUCUGGAGUCUUUCCCCAGUCCGCUGCGACAGCUUCGCGCACAACGCAAUCGCCUCACCCGAACCCCCCUGAGGCGAUAUUGAAAUGGCAAAAGGGCGGUGGAAAGAUGGUUGACUUCAUCCUGACGCCGCGGUUCUCGCAGCAUUUCCACUCGCUCAAUCUGCGCGAGCACAGAGACCACUAUUCUUUCCUUGGAUCGCUCGGCUCAGGAGUCGUCAGCCAUGUCCAGGAAAAGUAUGGCGCAGGCGCGUACUUUAAUCCAUACGUUGUAGUAAACGGAACCAUGAUCAAAUACGCCGUCGUCAACUACGAAACGCUCCUCCGUGAUCUCACCGAGUGGGACACGCUAUACUUUGCCGGCCGCCUGCACAAGCCCGUCAAGAUCCUACACGAAGAGCCCAAUCUACGCGUCGCGAACCAACGCAACCUCCUCUCCGCGGUACGAUGCGCGCUUCUGCUGCUACCCGAGGCGUUUACCGAGAAGGAACUAUACUCUACAAUCACAGGCUUGAGCUAUCAGGGGGACCCGCGCAUGCAGUAUGGUAGCGAAAAUCCCAGAAAGAUUGACAACAUCGUCACGCACCAGAUACGCAACUUCCGAUACCUCUACCACGACCUGAUCAUGUCGCUCCCUAAUAUUCGAUACGCCGACGAGUCGGUGAUUCGCAAGUCGGACUGGAUGGAGGACGACGAGCUGAACCAGAGGAUGUCGCAGGAUAUGCACCCAGAGCGGCGCGCCAGCAUGGUCAGGCGGCUGCCCAAGAAGUUCCGCGAGAAGGUAUACUUUCAGUACCGCGGCAAGUUUGGCAUAUCGGGUCGCGAGUUCCAACAGAUGCUGGAAGCACGGAAAGACGAAUCCUCAGGGGGUAUCCUGAAGAAGCAGGUCGCCGGUGACUUUGACAGGCGAAUAGCAGCUGAGAAGGACAUUCCACAUAUGGUCACAAAGGCAAUCAAUCAGACCGUCAAGUGGCCAUCGACCAUACAGACGCUCAAAGGACCCUUUACAGCGGGAUUCUCAAAAUCCUGGAAGUAUCUACAAGAGAAGCGAGAAAAAGCUACAACGAAGUGAGCACAUGCUUGCAACCAUUUUUCCGGCAUGAAUUCUAGGCACAAAGCGACCAGGUCCUUUUUCUUCUUCUUUUAAUUUGGUACUCGCUACGCAAUCGCAUUAGCCGCCGUCGCGAGGCUCACGGGUCAGGCUUUGUAUACACGCAUGUAGACUUGCCGAAUGUACAAUAUUGAUGCUCAG
Messenger RNA from Exserohilum turcica Et28A, 1536 nucleotides. RefSeq lists its product as uncharacterized. Lineage: Eukaryota; Fungi; Ascomycota; Dothideomycetes; Pleosporales; Pleosporaceae. The transcript has a single exon. Gene Ontology annotation, molecular function: phosphatidate cytidylyltransferase activity. The record is from RefSeq and is a predicted model, not a curated record. Gene Ontology annotation, biological process: cardiolipin biosynthetic process; CDP-diacylglycerol biosynthetic process. Gene Ontology annotation, cellular component: mitochondrion. The coding region runs from base 1 to 1356 and encodes 451 amino acids.